AUGAAAGCUCAUAAACUCCUGUAUCUGGGAUGUAUCUUCCCCCUGCUGCUUUUUCAGCAGGUGUGGGCUCAAUUCCCACGGGAGUGUGCCACCAUCGAGGCUUUGAGAAGCGGUGUGUGUUGCCCAGACCUGUCCCCUGUGUCUGGGCCUGGGACGGACCAGUGCGGCUCAGCCUCUGGGAGAGGCAGAUGCGAGGCUGUGACGGCAGACUCCCGGCCCCACAGUCCCCACUAUCCCCACGAUGGCAGAGAUGAUCGGGAGGGCUGGCCCAUGAGGUUCUUCAAUAGGACAUGCCAAUGCAAUGGCAAUUUCUCAGGACACAACUGUGGAACUUGCCGUCCGGGAUGGAGAGGAGCUGCCUGCGACCAGAGGGUUCUCAUAGUCAGGAGAAAUAUUCUGGACUUAAGUAAAGAAGAAAAGGACCACUUUGUCCGGGCCCUGGAUAUGGCAAAGCGCACAACUCACCCUUUAUUUGUCAUUGCCACCAGGAGAUCAGAAGAAAUAUUGGGGCCAGAUGGCAACACGCCACAAUUUGAGAACAUUUCCAUUUAUAACUACUUUGUUUGGACACACUAUUACUCAGUCAAAAAGACUUUCUUGGGGUCAGGGCAGGAAAGCUUUGGAGAAGUGGAUUUCUCUCAUGAAGGACCAGCUUUUCUCACGUGGCACAGGUACCACCUCCUGCGUUUGGAGACAGACAUGCAGGAAAUGUUGCGGGAACCUUCUUUCUCCCUUCCUUACUGGAAUUUUGCGACUGGGAAAAACGUUUGUGAUAUCUGCACGGAUGACUUGAUGGGAGCCAGAAGCAACUUCGAUACCACUCUUAUCAGCCCCAACUCUGUGUUCUCUCAAUGGAGAGUGGUCUGUGAAGCUUUGGAAGAUUAUGAUACCCUGGGAACACUUUGUAACAGCACUGAGAGUGGGCCCAUUAGGAGAAAUCCAGCUGGAAAUGUGGCUCGACCAAUGGUGCAACGUCUUCCUGAACCACAGGAUGUCACUCAGUGCUUGGAAGUUGGUUUAUUUGACACCCCUCCUUUUUAUUCCAAUUCUACAAAUAGUUUCCGAAACACCGUAGAAGGUUACAGUGACCCCACAGGGAAGUAUGACCCUGCUGUUCGAAGUCUUCACAAUUUGGCUCAUCUCUUCCUGAAUGGAACAGGGGGACAAACACAUUUAUCUCCCAAUGAUCCCAUUUUUGUGCUCCUGCAUACUUUCACUGAUGCAGUGUUUGAUGAAUGGCUGAGAAGAUACAAUGCUGAUAUAUCCACAUUUCCUUUGGAAAAUGCCCCUAUUGGACAUAACAGACAAUACAACAUGGUGCCCUUCUGGCCUCCAGUUACCAACACAGAAAUGUUUGUUGCUGCUCCAGACAACCUGGGAUAUACUUAUGAAGUUCAAUGGCCAAGUCGAGAAUUUAGCGUAUCUGAGAUUGUUACCAUAGCAGUGGUUGCUGCAUUAGUACUGGUUGCAGCUGUUUUCUUGGGUGCUUCUUGUCUGAUUCGUGCCAGAAGCAACAUGGAUGAAGCCAAUCAGCCUCUCCUCACUGAUCAGUAUCAACACUAUGAUGAAGAGUAUGAAAAGUUCCAGAAUCCUAAUCAGUCUAUGGUCUGAUGACAACUGACCAAAUUGCUUAGAUAUUAGUGUCACAAAACUAUCUGGUUAAAAAACAAUAGAUUGAGUUACUAAUUCCAUUUUCUUCCACUUUCUUCCUUUCUUUUAUAUAUACGCAUAUGUUGAAAUUGAAGUUUCAUGCAUUCUUUUUCAGAGCUGGGAAAUGUCAUUCAGAACCUUCUCAAUACAUUCUAAUUUUCAGCUCUAUUUAAAAUUGUGGAUUGCACUAAUUCCAUGAUAUUUAAGGAGGUAGUGUAAAUAUCUUUGGCAUGUUUUAAAAGUUGACUAUAUGAUGAUAUAAAUAAGCUGCGAUGCUUUGCUUAUGCAUGAAGGAAAAUAAUGUUUGAUAGUAAAUCUCUGUUUAAAAUACAUGAGUGGGCAUUUCUAUAAUGUUAAAAUGUAAAUAAUUUAAAUUCAUUAAUAUUGGUCAGAACAUGUAAAGGAAGCCACAUUUAUUAGCUAAAAUAAAUUGUAAGGUGUUAUAAAUAAAUGAGAUCUUCCAUAACUUAAAUAACUUUAAAUAAUAACUUUAAAUUGAUAUUCCCAUUUAAAGACUAGUCAAAUAUACCAGUCACAUACAUUAAUGGGUCUUAAGUUCAAGACCAUGUAAAAUCACAAUCUCUGUCACACUUUAAAGAGGUAAAAUCUUUAUGUUUUAAAGAGAUAGUUGAUAUUGCCUGUUUGCCACUGUGCUCCCCUCCCUCCCGGUUCACUGAAAAACGACCCUUACAUACACUUCAACUCUUCGUUUCUCUUCUGGUAUCUUAGAAAUCCACAAAGAUGGCAUAAAGGUAGACAAUAUGCUUCAUAGUGCUCUAGAAAUAGUAUCCUACUCGAUGUGUUUAAUUUAAAUAAC
Nycticebus coucang (slow loris) is the source of this 2467-nucleotide messenger RNA. RefSeq names its product tyrosinase related protein 1 (gene TYRP1). Lineage: Eukaryota; Metazoa; Chordata; Mammalia; Primates; Lorisidae. The transcript has 7 exons. Bases 1 to 1611 code for a protein of 536 amino acids. Gene Ontology annotation, cellular component: melanosome. Gene Ontology annotation, molecular function: oxidoreductase activity. Gene Ontology annotation, biological process: melanocyte differentiation; melanosome organization. The record is from RefSeq and is a predicted model, not a curated record.